Molecule: messenger RNA, 1112 nt
Organism: Sinocyclocheilus grahami
Lineage: Eukaryota; Metazoa; Chordata; Actinopteri; Cypriniformes; Cyprinidae
Product: noggin-3-like
Exons: 1
Coding region: 441-1112 (223 amino acids)
Biological process (GO): negative regulation of BMP signaling pathway; osteoblast differentiation; negative regulation of cell differentiation
Source: RefSeq, a predicted model, not a curated record
UGGGUUCUAUCGCGACCCGCGAGGAUAAAUCAGACGAGCCAGGUGAUUCUCAGUUCGGCGCCCGUCACCAGAAAGCAUGCGGAUCCUCAGACACCAGGACUCCGGAUUCAGACGCGAGCAGCCCGCGAGCUCAAAAAGGAGACCGGGUCCGGCUUAAAACGCCUGAUGCUGUCAUGAGCCCUUCUGCUGAUGGGAACCUGUGCGUAAAAGCGGAACGAGACGCGCGGAAUGACCACAAAGUAGACACUGGCACAGGGUUCUUGGGUGUCCGAUCACAUUUACGCGCGAAGUGGCAUCGAGGAUAGUGCCGUUUGAAUUGAAUGAACACUUUCUAAGGAGAUCGCUCGUGGAGAGACACCGCGCGCGCUGGAGACUGCGUACUCACGGCUCGCCAAAAACUCAAGCGAACACUUAAGCGCGAGGAUUAAUCAGCCGACAAGAUGGAUAACGUGCCGUAUUUUCUGGCUACAUACGUGCUCAUUUUCUCCCUCGGAUUCAGGAUAGAAGAAGGGAUGUGCCAGCAUUACUACCUCUUUCGUCCCAUUCCCAGUGACACUCUGCCUUUAGUGGAACUCAUAGAGGACCCGGAUCCCAUACUGGACCCUAAGGAGCGGGAUCUGAACGAGACCGAACUCAGAGCCAUACUAGGCAGUCACUUCGACCAGAACUUCAUCUCCAUCAGCCCACCAGAGGACAAAUACGCAGGACAGGACGACCUGAACGAGUCUGAACUCUUAAAGCGUCCCUCCGGCACCAUGCCCAAAGAAAUCAAAGCCAUGGAGUUUGAGAUCCAGCAUGGGAAAAAACACAAGCCCAGUAAGAAGCUCAGAAGAAGGCUUCAGCUGUGGCUGUGGUCCUAUGCCUUCUGCCCAGUGGUGCACACAUGGCAGGACCUGGGGAACCGAUUCUGGCCCCGCUAUGUGAAGGUGGGCAGCUGCUACAAUAAAAGGUCUUGUUCGGUCCCAGAAGGGAUGGUUUGCAAACCUGCCAAAUCCAGCCAUUUUAUGGUUUUGCGAUGGAGGUGCCUGCAGAGAAAGGGUGGGUUCAAAUGUGCCUGGAUACAAGUUCAGUACCCCAUUAUAUCAGAGUGCAAAUGCUCCUGCCCGAACUGA